Messenger RNA from Paramecium primaurelia, 1067 nucleotides. The record is from the annotation of a GenBank genome assembly. NCBI's taxonomy places the organism in Eukaryota, Ciliophora, Oligohymenophorea, Peniculida, Parameciidae.
AUGCUCGUAUUUUUGUUCCUUACUAGUGCUACAGCCAGCAAUUGUUUGAAUCAAUACGGAUAAAUCGUAGACUAUUGGUUGAUCUUUAAAUUACCUAAAGACACAGUCAAUUAAUAUAUAGGAAUGGAGUAUUAUUAUUGUGAUUCUACAACUUAAUGCGCAGAACUUAAGUAUUAAUAUGACAAAUUAAAUGAUUUCACUUCUGCACUCUAAGUAACCAUGGAAUAGGUUCACUUUAAGGAUACAAAUACAAUGAAUGUUAUUUGGAAUGAUUAACCAUUUGAUAAGGAUUAUUAUCCUGAUAUGGCUCAUUCUAAAGGAGUCUUGAGUGCUUCUUUGAAUGGCCAAGGCUUUAUAAUCAAUCAUUCAACUCCUAAAUUUCCAAUAAUGGAUUCUAAUUAUGAGUAAAAAUUAAUCCCAUAUCUAGUGAAAUAAUAUUAGGGAUGCCAUCUAAUUCUUAUACUAAUGCUCAACAUUUUAUGUGUUUCAGUGUAACUACUUCUGAAAUAGAAAGAAUAGCUUAAUAAUUAAUAAUAGCUGAGGUGAUCACAGUUAGGGCAAAUUCACCAUCUGAUUUCAAAACAAAAUACCCAAAUUUAUAUAGUUUAAAAGAUACUACUAGAAAAUCAUAAUAAAGUAGUGGUUCACUAACAGUUUAAACUCGAUAAGGUUUAUCCUUAUAAGUGAUUUCAACUAACUAACAUAAUUAAGUGGAUUUUUAUGCAUCUAUAGUAUCACCUAAAUUGAAAGUUGGACUAGUAGUUUAAACCUGGGGAAGUGGAGGUUUAUAGCCUCCUGAUUGUACUUCAUCAUAUUAAACAUUCAGCAAUUUAUCUAGAUUAUAAAAUGUAAAAUUUUGAUAAUAUAAUCAGGGAUAUAAAUUUUCAUACACAAAAGAUCAUUCAAAAUUUGGUAUUUCAUUAAAUUCAAAUAUCCCAUAUGUCUGUAUGUCUGAUAUUAAUAGAUAAGUUAGUCAAAAUAAAAGAGGAGGUACUGCUAUAUGUUUUAUACAUCAUAAUCUAUGGUCUUAAAUAAAUUAUUAAUUUAUUGAAAGACAAUAAUGUUGA